This is a messenger RNA of Verticillium dahliae VdLs.17, 540 nucleotides long. Its product is annotated as 54S ribosomal protein L23. Lineage: Eukaryota; Fungi; Ascomycota; Sordariomycetes; Glomerellales; Plectosphaerellaceae. Gene Ontology annotation, molecular function: mRNA binding; structural constituent of ribosome. The coding region runs from base 1 to 540 and encodes 179 amino acids. The transcript has 2 exons. The record is from RefSeq and is a predicted model, not a curated record. Gene Ontology annotation, biological process: negative regulation of translation; translation. Gene Ontology annotation, cellular component: mitochondrial large ribosomal subunit; ribosome.
AUGUCGCAAACCAUUGGCCUCACGCGGCUCUCCUACUCCCGCGUCUGGCACCAAAUCUCCGCCUCGACGCCGCACCCAUCCCUAUCGACGCAGCCCUCCGUCACGCCCCCCUCCCUCGGGCGCCUCGCCUCCCGCAUCGCCGUGCUCCUCAUGGGCAAGAACAAGCCGACAUGGGACCCGUCGACCGACUGCGGCGACUACGUCGUCGUCACCAACUGCGCGGCGCUGCACGUGACGGGCCGCAAGAUGUGGCAGAAGACAUACUACCGCCACACGACGCGGCCGGGCUCGCUGCGCAGCGUCACGAUGGACGUGCUCAUGGCCAAGCACGGCGGCGCCGAGGUGCUGCGCAAGGCCGUCAGCGGCAUGCUGCCGAAGAACAGGCUCAGGGACAAGAGGCUGGCGCGGCUCAAGGCCUUUGAGGGCGACGCGCACCCGUACAAGCAGAAUGUCAUUCGGUUCGGCGAUGUCAAGGUUGGGGAGACGGGCUGGGAGGAGGCUGCCAGGGCGAUUCGCGACGAUGGGCUGAAGAGGGUGUAG